Messenger RNA from Acipenser ruthenus (sterlet), 1118 nucleotides. RefSeq names its product bolA-like protein 3. The transcript has 4 exons. NCBI's taxonomy places the organism in Eukaryota, Metazoa, Chordata, Actinopteri, Acipenseriformes, Acipenseridae. The coding region runs from base 118 to 459 and encodes 113 amino acids. The record is from RefSeq and is a predicted model, not a curated record.
AAAACAGUUACUGACGUUAUAUUUCUGCGACUAAAAGAACGUGACAUUGUGGGACAUGGUUGUUUUGAAAUAAAUUAUUCUGUUUUAUCAAGUCAGUGUAUGUAGUACAAUAUACAAAUGAGUUUUCACUGUAUUUUCACAAUGAAUUCAAUUAACAGGCUCCUUCACAAGACUAGAACUCUCUUAACUACAAGCCUUAUUCAAAGAUCGUUGACUUCGGGGACUGAUGGAGAAGUAAGAAUCUCUCAGCUAUUGAAAGAGAAGUUCCCCCAGGCUACAUCUCUUAAAGUAGUAGAUAUUUCAGGUGGCUGUGGAUCCAUGUAUGAAAUCCAUAUAGAAUCUGAAGAAUUUAAGGGAAAAAGAACAGUACAUCAACACCAACUGGUCAACCAGGCAUUGAAAGAUGAAAUUAAAGCCAUGCAUGGACUCAGAAUAUUUACUGCUGUUCCUAAACAAUAGGAUGAAAUACGGACUUGUGAGAUCGAGAAUGUCCUGGCUGGACAAUGGAUAUGCCAGAGGAGGUCGAAAGCAAUUGAAGACAGGAUAACAGUUGAAACAAAUGCCCCUUAAAUCCACUUUCAUCGGGGGGGUGGGGAAGACGACCGAGAAAGAAUGUAGCAUGACAAUGACAAAACGAUGUUAAAUACAAUAUUUUAUUCACUCAAAUGGGAUUCUGAGUUUAUAGACUUGUUUUCUUUACUGGUAUUGAAAGAAAUCCUGGAGAAAAUGCUAAAGGUCUUUACUUCAAAGUGCACCGUUUUUAGGGAAAUGUCUACUUUAAUGCUAAUUCAGUCCACUCCUCCUGUUAUUACUGUAGCUUUGUGAACAACACCACAUACAGUAUUAUGAGUGCACGCUGUUAGUGGCCGAUACUCUUACUGCAUAGGGUUUGGUCUGGGUGUCAUACAACAUUGAUUGAGGUAUGACAUAGGCUACAAAAUACUGAUAAUAUGUGGAUAGAUAAUGGCUUUGGUUGAAACAGUUCAGCUGUCAUCCUCAUCUUGUGAUUACCCAGUUCAUCUUGAGACUAAAAAUAUAAUGGAACAUUGAGCAAAAUAAUAAAUAAAUAAAUACAUCAUGUGACUUAAUAAAGAAAAUACAUGAAAUUAAAAACAAAA